UGCGUAAUGACGUUACCAUCUCCCGCAGACCCCGGAAGUGCAACUGGAACUUGGUCGGGGUGCUGAUCCCGAGAGGGAAAGUCCCGACGACCUACCGCACGAGGGAGUUCCUCUAGCGAGCUGGAAGGCCACGCCUCCUCCCGCCUACCCCCGCAGCCCUGUAGCUGGGGGCAGAGGUCAGACUGUCUUCUGAAGAUUGAUGUCUAUUUCCUUGAGUUCUUUAAUUUUGUUGCCAAUUUGGAUAAACAUGGCACAAAUCCAGCAGGGAGGUCCAGAUGAAAAAGAAAAGACCACAGCACUGAAAGAUUUAUUAUCUAGGAUAGAUUUGGAUGAACUAAUGAAAAAAGAUGAACCACCUCUUGAUUUUCCUGAUACCCUGGAAGGAUUUGAAUAUGCUUUUAAUGAAAAGGGCCAGUUAAGACAUAUAAAAACUGGGGAACCAUUUGUUUUUAACUACCGGGAAGACUUGCACAGAUGGAACCAGAAAAGAUACGAGGCUCUGGGAGAGAUCAUCACGAAGUAUGUGUAUGAGCUCCUGGAAAAGGACUGUAAUCUGAAAAAAAUCACUCUUCCAGUAGAUGCCACUGAAAGUGAACCAAAGAGUUUUAUCUUUAUGAGUGAGGACGCUUUGACAAACCCACAGAAGCUGAUGGUCCUCAUUCACGGUAGCGGUGUUGUCAGGGCAGGUCAGUGGGCUAGAAGGCUUAUUAUAAAUGAAGACCUGGACAGUGGCACACAGAUACCUUUUAUUAAGAGAGCUGUGCAUGAAGGAUAUGGAGUAAUAGUGCUGAAUCCCAAUGAAAACUAUAUUGAAGUAGAAAAGCCGAAGAUACAUGUACAAUCAACUUCUGAUAGUGCAGAUGAACCAGCAGAAAAAAAGGAAAGAAAAGAUAAAGUCUCUAAAGAAACAAAGAAGCGGCGUGAUUUCUAUGAGAAGUAUCGUAACCCUCAAAGAGAGAAAGAAAUGAUGCAAUUGUAUAUCAGAGAAAACGGGUCUCCUGAAGAGCAUGCAGUCUAUGUUUGGGACCAUUUCAUAGCCCAGUCUGCGGCCGAGAAUGUAUUUUUUGUUGCUCACAGCUAUGGAGGGCUUGCUUUUGUUGAACUGAUGAUUCAACGGGAAGCAGAUGUAAAAAGUAAGGUAACUGCUGUGGCAUUGACAGACUCUGUUCACAGUGUGUGGCAUCAAGAAGCUGGCAAAACGAUUCGGGAAUGGAUGAGAGAGAACUGUUGUAAUUGGGUCUCUAGCUCAGAACCAUUAGACACAUCAGUGGAAUCCAUGCUGCCUGACUGUCCCAGAGUCUCAGCAGACUCCCUGGUAUAGAACCUCUUCCGGGACUGGAUAAAGCGGCCAAGGCAGUAUGGAAGACACGUUAAGAUGACUUACUAUAGGACAGAUGAUAAUGUUUCUGGGACAGCUUUAAAACUUUGAAUGUUGUUAAGUAGUUUAAAAUCUUAACAUGAACUUUCUUGAUUGAGAAUUUAUCUUGCUAUACCGCUGUAUUCAUUUUCUAGGACUGCCACACAAAGUCCCAGAGGAUAAUUUGUUUGACCAACAGAAAUGUAUUUUCACACAGUUCUAGGGGCCAGAAGUAUGUGAUCGUGAUGUGGGCAGUGAGUGCCUUUUGAGAGCGGCAAGGGAAGGAUCUGUGCCAUCCUACCUGCAGACGCCCGUCUUACCCCAGCUCUUCACACUGCCUUCCUCCUGAAUGUGUCUGUGUCCACACUUCUGUUCAUAGGGACAUCAGUCAUACUGACUUACAGCCCACCCUAAUGACCUUAAUUACCUCUGUAAACAUCCUGUCUCCAAAUACAGUCAGUCACACUCUGAGCUACUAAAAGACUUCAACAUAGGAAUUUUUGUGUGUAACUUACUUAGCCCAUAACAUCAGCCUAAUGAAAAUCAUGAAAAUCUAAAAUAACUUCAAAUAUUUGUUAAUGUAAUCAUCGAACAAGUAAUUGAGUACUCUGUGUAGCAGGUAGUGUCCUCGGUGCUAAGAUGCACUGGAAACCAAAAACAGCUUAAAGUCUGGUGAAGCAUCCAGAUCUUCAGUAAACAUGUGAUUGUAACUUAUAGUAAGUAUGCUAUGGUAGGGACAGGGUAAGGUAUUGGGCAGUUUUCUUCAGAUUUCUGUUUAUAUCCCUUGAGCUGUAAUAUGUAAGUAUUCCUUCUAAUAAUAUCAAUUAAUAACUAAUAUUGUAAACCAGGGGGACCUGCAGAAGAAUUAUGGCCUUGUAGUGAAGGUGAGAGGCAUUUAUUUCUGGGUUCAAAUCCCACUUGAAUAACUUACUAUCUCUGUUAUUUUGAGUGAGUUACUUCUUUCAGCCUUGGCUUCUCAUCUCUCCAAUAUUUCUAGCAAACCAGAGGAUAAGAAGUUAUGUAAGGAUAAAAUUCAGGAAUAUAGAAAGAAAUCCUUUGGACUUCUCUUUUACAUGUGAACCAUUCUGCUUUUCUUCAUUGUACUACCACCAUACCUUGUCUAUGCUUUAUUUGUAGCUCAGAAAUUACUCUUUUGCAUACCUAGGAACUGUUAAGAAGGUACUUAACAAUUUUUAGCCAAAAUUGAGUAAAUCGAAGAGCAGAAAAGUUAGAGAUACUAAUCUCAGUUACCAGCAAACUUACCACUGAUAUUGGGAGAUGACUUGAAGGAUUAUAAUAAUUGGAAUGCAAUGAUAAAGUCCAUUUUCUUACCUGUAGGGUGACAGCUAGGUAAAGAAACACAUGACAAGGUUUUGAUUUGAAGGAUUUAUAUUUAAAACUUUUUAAAAACCACAUAGCAUUUUAUAAUUAAAAAGAAUGACCUCUGAGUUUGUUUACAGCCUAUAAUAAUUGCCUGUGUCUCCAUGAGUAAAAAUAAAACCGUGUACCACAGGUUGAAUGUGCAGGUUAAGAGGAUAUAUAGUUCUUAGGGUAAGGUGACACUGCUUCUCAUACUGUGAUUCCAUAUAACCUUGCCUUUCUUGUUGCCUGCUUUUCAGUCGUCUCUCCCAAAUGUAGACCUGAUAUUGUUUCCUCAUUGCAUGUCGCUAUAGAUUGACUGUGGAAGGCCCAUGUGUUAGAGGCUUGGUCUCCAGCUUGGCACUAGUAGGAGGUGGUGGAGACUUUAGGAGGGCCUAGUGGGAGGCCUUCAGGUCAUCAGGGGUGGACUCUUGAAAGAACAGUGGGACCUGCACCAUUUCCCCUUCUGCUUUUCACAUCCUGGCAAUGAGGUGAGCAGCUUUGCCCCCCACCAUGAUUUGCUGCUUCACUGCAGAUCCAAAACCAAUGAGCCAACUAAUGUGGACUGAAAUCUCCAAACCUGUGGGCCAAAAUAAACCUUUCCUUUUUGUAAGUUAAUUAUCUUGGUUUUAGUUAACAGUAACAGAAAGCUGACUAGUAUAGAUAUCCAUCGUCUAGCUUUUCUACAGCUUACUGUAUCCAUCUGCUGCAGAUUAGGUAACUUAAACAACAGAAUUCUGUGACCUGGUUUUGAAUAUAGGAUGUCUAAGGUCAAGUGUGGGCAGGGGUGGUUCCUUAUGAGUACUGUGAAGGAAGGAUCUGUUCUAGCCCUCUCUCUUUUGCUUGUAGAUGGCCCUCUCUCUCUCUGUCACUGCCUCCCUCCCUCUCCCCCCCAUCAUCUUUCUUCCUUGAGUGUUUGUGUCCAUAUUUCUCCUUUGUAUAAGGGUAUGAGUCAUAUCAGUAUUUCUAAUGACUGGCCCAAGUUAAUGAUUUCCUUCAAACUCCAUUCCCUCUCUAAAGUUUUUAUUUCCAAAUAAGGUCACAUUCUAAGGUGUUGGAGCAUAGGACUUUCAACAUAAGUUUUGAGGGGAUACAAUUCAGCCCAUAUCACCUACCGCUUAUGAUAUAGAGAAAAUACAAGGGAAUGAUGAGGAAUAGGUGUAGGAAGUCAGGGAGAUUUUUGUCAGUGUCCCCCACUCCCCACAAAGGAGGUAAAUAAGAGGUAGUGUAGUUUAAAAAAAAAAAGAUGGUCACUUAGGUCAAAUAGUCCUUGAUCCAUAUCUUGUCUCUGUCACCAGUCCAGGAUUAUCAUCUUAGGAGAAUUUUAGGAAAAUAAGAUUUCUUCUCUCCCAAUCAAUAACAUUGUGGGAUUAAGAAUCACACUGGCUACUUAUUUCUGUUUUGGGAGCAGGACAUUUGAACUUGGUGAGAUCCAGAGGCAUUAUUUUAGGAAGAAAAUUUUGGAUGUUUUGUUACAGAUACGAUUCUUAAUUUCCCCCCCCCCAAAAAAUGUUAUGUGAACCUGUGUAGAGAGCCCUGUCACUUGCUAAGCACUGUCAGCCACUAAUUUCAUCAAGCUAAUGUAACAGGACAUUCAAGUGACUCACCUUUAAUUUGUUGUGACUGUGUUGUAUUUACAAAAAGCAGAGCUAAAACGGCAGAGAGCAAAUGUUUAGACAAUGAUUGUUUUCAUAAACAGUUUUAAGAAUAUUGCUAAAUCUAAAUAGACAAGUAAGUUUUUUAAAUAUAACUUUAAAUCAUUCCUUACAUAAUAACCCGCCAUUAAACACAUACAGAUGUUGUAAAUGAUCACAUUUCAUACAUUUUUAUAGCACUAAUCUACUGACUAAAUAUAUGUUACCUUUGAGAUUUAAACUAAAGAGUAGAGAUAGGAAAAAACUUCCUAUACAGGAAUUUAUUGUAUUGUUCCUUACUCUCCUGAAGAGGCAGUCAUAGUAACACCAUCAGUAAAAAUGAAUGUUUUGCUACUUGGAUGUCACAUCAUUAAAGUAGUUAAUCUACAGCCAUAAAUUUUUGUCUCCCAGGCUAAGAAAUUUUAAAUAAUAUACUAACAAAAAUGUAACACUUUUCAAUGAUAAGUGAAAGAAUCUUUAUCCUUUUUUUUGAGGUUCCAGAAAUGACGCACUCCAUAAAAAAUUGUAUCAUUUUUAUUUUUAAACUGAGUGCUUGCAUUAGUCAGUAAACAAUUUAUUUGCUGAAGAUCCUCUGUGCACACAUACAUACCAUGUGAAUGUUAAACAGAAGGUGCUUGAGUUGGUGAGAUUUCAAUAUUUGCUUACAGUUGAUCCAGUGAUGUUGCAGUUGAAAAAAAACCAUAUAUAAAUGAAAUACCAUUUUCUACUAAGAGGCAAGUCUAGAGUUUCAGCCAUUGUUCUAAUGAGGAUAGUCACUCAGUGGAACAUCUUAUAAAUCUGUAGCAUGUUUUCCUCCAUAUGUACUCUGGCUUUCCAUAAAAUUACCUGUGCUCAUCACAAAUACGUGUUUAUAUUUAAUUAUACUAUCUAACGGUACAUAUUUUUAUAUUUCUAAUUUUCCUACAAGUACUAUUAAAUUUGGAAAACUACAUAUAAGUAGUGACUUGAUUUCUCACAUUAUUCAUCUAAAAAUAUGUGCAUAUAUAUCUCGAUAUUUAUAGCUUUAAAAUAUUAUGUAACAUAUAAGCUACAUAGACCAUUGGUAGUAUCCAGAACAUGACAAGGAAAAUGAUAACACCCAGCAUAGCAGUUUUGGCCAUUUCCCAGACAUCCUUGCCCUGGCCCCAAACCACUUCCUCCAGGGCCUGCCUCCUCACAUUUUCAUAUGCAGCAAUAUUAUACCCUUGACAGAAUACUUAAGAUGUGCCUGUUAAGGGCUAGGUACAGAAGAUUCAGAAUUAGACGAGGUGCACAUAAGCUAGGUAGAGGAAAGGAGGGAGAAAAUCAAGGAUCCCUUCACCAAGUGACCAGGGUUGAGGAAUGGACAAAUGAAUGACACAGAGAAGG
Molecule: messenger RNA, 5718 nt
Organism: Heterocephalus glaber (naked mole-rat)
Lineage: Eukaryota; Metazoa; Chordata; Mammalia; Rodentia; Bathyergidae
Gene: Arb2a
Product: ARB2 cotranscriptional regulator A
Biological process (GO): regulatory ncRNA-mediated heterochromatin formation
Cellular component (GO): nucleus
Molecular function (GO): siRNA binding
Source: RefSeq, a predicted model, not a curated record